AUGGCGAAUGUGCAAGAGAUUGAAAACUGCCCAGGAAAGAAAGCAUGGGGACGGCGGUACUGCUGCGUCAAAGACUGUAACGGCCGCGCAGGGCUGCCUGCUCUCCGACUCUACAGAUUUCCUGGCCGGUCGUGGGAAGAGCAGCGCCGGAAGAAAUGGAUUGCUGCUGUGCGCAGAGUGAAGUGGAGCAAAAGGACCACAAAUUUCAAUAGGACAAAUGAGCAUCCAGAAGUUGACAUAAGCAGUGAUGAAGCAGCGAACGACUCAAGUGAAACUGUGGACAAAAUUGAUCCAAUGCUGAGUGAGCUACAGCCAACUGCCGAGACCAUGAGGGCCUCAUGUGAUCAGGCCUGCCAAACUGAAGCUUGUGAAGGUACAACACCGUUUUCCAUAUUUGUAUGCUCAAUACAUGAAACUGACGCUUGCACUCAGAUUAAUCACACAAUCACGUGUGAUGCUGAGGUACAAUGCCAACCUAUCACAGCCUCCUAUCACAGUGGCCCAGUCAUCAGAUCCAGUUACUUUGGUGGCUAUGACAUUGUUAAAUCCUCUAGUGCUGCUAUGAGAGACCUGUGCGGUGUGAGUGUUGAUGUAUUUGCCCUCUUGCUGGGCAUUAUCCCUAAUCCUGCAGACCGAACAUGUGAUGUCUUUUUGUUUGACAGGCUUGUUAUGUUCUUAAUGAAAAUGAAGCUGGGCACUUCUUUCGCAUCUCUUGCGGUACUAUUUUCUGUAAGUGGACGGACAGCCUCACGCCACUUUCACGGCAUCUUCCGUACACUGACUACUGCAACUCAAAAAUGGAUCUAUCGACCACCGUCGCACGUGAUAAUGUCAAGAAUGCCGAACUGCUUCAAGAUCCACUACCCUGGCUGCACCAUGAUCAUAGACUGUACCAAGGUUAGAACUGAGAAGCCAAGCACUGUACAGCAGCAGCGAGUGCUGUACUCAAAUUAUAAAGGUGGCUACACACUCAAAUUCAUGGUUGGAAUAGCCCCUUGUGGAGCAGUCUGUUUUCGAUCAAAAGCAUAUGGAGGGCGCUGUUCUGAUGCAUUCAUUACUGUUGACUCGGGCUUCUUAGAUCUCGUGCAGCCAGGUGACAUAAUCAUGGCCGACAAGGGCUUCCCAGGCAUCAAGUCAGAGGUUGAGGAAGCUCAUGCUGUUCUUGUGAUGCCCCGUUUCUUGCAUGGGCAUGGCCAGUUCACUGACAGUGAAAUAUUGGAAACGUACAACAUCGCGCAAGUCAGAAUUCAUGUUGAAAGAAUAAUUCAGCGCAUAAAGACAUACAACAUCCUCAACUCACGGGUUACCACAGAGAUGAAUGCCAAAAUGUCAGAUUUCAUGUGUGCGGUGUUUUAACAAACCUGCAAUCCCCUAUCAUAGAUGAAGAGCGUGUGGACUCUACGGUGUAGAAUUUGUGAAUGAUUAUGUACAAUAGUGCAUUGAAGCUAGCACAGAUUGAAACUGUCAUUCUAGUCAAUUCCUAAAUGUUAUGGUUCAACUGUUAUCUAUUUUGUUUGUGAAU
Messenger RNA from Dermacentor andersoni, 1522 nucleotides. RefSeq lists its product as uncharacterized. The record is from RefSeq and is a predicted model, not a curated record. NCBI's taxonomy places the organism in Eukaryota, Metazoa, Arthropoda, Arachnida, Ixodida, Ixodidae.